This is a messenger RNA of Paramecium sonneborni, 687 nucleotides long. Lineage: Eukaryota; Ciliophora; Oligohymenophorea; Peniculida; Parameciidae. The record is from the annotation of a GenBank genome assembly.
CAAAUGAGUACAGGAUUAACUAAGAUGAAUCCUUAUAGUUAGAUGAAUCGUGUACAAUUAAGAAAUGGAAGUAUGGGACCUAAAGUGUAAGUAAAGAGAAGGUUGGAUUCAGAUUUAAAUUCAUCAUAAAUUACUCCUUCUUAGAAAGUAGGUUUUUUUUAGAUUUAGUAUACACCCACUAAUUUUGAGAGAUGCAAUAUAGAUAUGUAUGAGGAUAAGGUAAUGCAAUUAACGAUGAUGAAUAGUCUAAACCAUCAGAUUCAUCAAUGAAUUCAACUCAGUUGCGGAAAAGUCCUUCAUUUAGAAUGAAGAAUUAUCGACAUAUCACUCCAGGAGCUAGAGAUGAUAUUAGAAGAUAAACAAAUUUUUAAAGUUCUGUAAGAAUAUGUUGUAUGAAUCUUAAGGCAGGCUUUCAAAUAGAGAGUAAGUGCGAUGGAAUUACUAUAAUUUUAACUUGGGACUGAUGAUGAAUAAUAAUAAGUUAGACAUACAUAACCAAUUAAAAAGAUAAUGGCAACUCCAUCUUCAUCUAGUUAAACAACUUCUGUUCCAAAAUAUAAUAUAGAUUAAACAAUAUUAGAAGAUAAUAAAGAUGCUAAUUUAGAAGAAGUUCAUUUUUUUUAAGUUGAAAUGCAAUAAUAGUAUAAACGAUGGUUAGAGAAUAUAGAGAAGAAGUUAAAAAAAUGA